Messenger RNA from Hyla sarda, 19770 nucleotides. RefSeq lists its product as uncharacterized. NCBI's taxonomy places the organism in Eukaryota, Metazoa, Chordata, Amphibia, Anura, Hylidae. The transcript has 3 exons. The record is from RefSeq and is a predicted model, not a curated record. Bases 1 to 19728 code for a protein of 6575 amino acids.
AUGAAUAAUGAAUUAUCACAAGCCUUGACUGGGACCAUCUUAUCCAUGACCAAUAGCUUAGAAGAUACUAUAGGCACCACUACAGAAAACUCAACCAGUGUUCAAUCAGCCACUAACACAAACUAUACACCUUCGGAUGAAGUAUCUACCUCCGCACUAUUCACAACUUCACAAAAUGAAACUGCAUCCAUUACAACAACAAGUCUUCUUGAUAAAUCUUACUCCUCAUUGAGGAAAACGACAGAACAAUUGCCAGUUUCAAAGAUAUCACAAGCAACAAAGUCCAUGAAAAUCACCUCAAAUGUUACCAAUGUGGCAGAAUCGACACAUACUACCUCUACUAGAGGAGUAACCAGAGUAACAAAGGAAACAUCUUCUACUUAUUUUCCAGACUCAUCAACAAUAGGAACUUCAGGUGCUUUCCAAGGAACUGAGGAGAUAUCACCUACAGCUUCUACAACUAUUCAUACAUCUCAUUUAUCAACAACAAAAGACAUGUCAACAAGUGUAACAGAGACUGUACAAUCUCCAACAUCAAAUCAGUCACCAGAAUCUACAACACUAAGAGCUUUGUCAUCAACCAAUGCAUUGCCUUCUACUUCAACCCAACAACAGGAGACAUCAUCGAUACUACAGUCAUCACACCCUACUACAAUGACACAGCCCUCAACAACUAUAGAAGUCUCAAUUCCUACUGAACCAAUAACAUCUACAUCAGUAACUGAAACAUCACAAUCUACUGAAGGCACAAAAAUGUUAUCAAUACCACCUUCACCUUCUUCAGAAUCUGUAGGAUCAUCCACAUUAUCACAAACAUCAAGUCCCGUCGAUACAUCUCACUCUUCAACCAGUGCACAUCAAACUAAGAUGGCAUCAACAGUAGAACAAUCAUCACCAACAACACAAUCCAUAGACUUGACAUCCACUGUUUUGUCUAAGACAGAGUCAUCAACCAUACCAGAAUCCUCACAUUUCAUCACUACUAGACAAGUGUCAACAGUAACAGAGGAGACAUCUACAAGUUCUUUACCAAGAUCUUCCACAAUAGGAACUUCAGGUGCUUCCCAAGGAACCGAGGACAUAUCAACUACAGCUUCUACAACUAUUCAUACAUCUCAUUUAUCAACAACAAAAGACAUGUCAACAAGUGUAACAGAGACUGUACAAUCACCAACAUCAGAACAGUCCACAGAACCUACAACUCCAAGAGAUUUGUCAUCAACCAAUACAUUGCCUUCUACUUCAACCCAACAACAGGAGACAUCCUCAAUACUACAGUCAUCACACCCUACUACAAUGACACAGCCCUCAACAACUGUGGAAGUCUCAACUCCUACUGAACCGAUAACAUCUACCUCAGUAAAUGAAACAUCACAAUCUACUGAAGGCACAAAAAUGUCCUCAAUACCACCUUCACUUUCUUCACAAUCUGAAGGAUCUACAAUAUUAUCACAAACAUCAAGUCCUGUCGAUAUAUUUUACCCUUCAACCAGUGCACAUCAAAGUACGAUGGAAUCAACACUGGAACAAUCAUCACCAAAAACAACACAAUCCAUAGACUUAACCUCCAGUGUUUUAUCUGAGAAAGAGUCAUCAACCAUACCAGAAUUCUCACAUUUCACGUCUACGAGACAAGUGUCAACAGUAACAGAGGAGAUAUCUACAUCUUCUUUACAAAGAUCAUCCACAGUAGGAACUUCAGGCGCUUCCCAAGAAACUGAGAAGAUAUCACCUACAGCUUCUACAACUAUUCAUAAAUCUAAUUUAUCAACAACAAAAGACAUGUCAACAAGUGUAACAGAGACUGUACAAUCACCAAGAUCAGAAACGACCCCAGAACCUACAACUCCAAGAGAUUUGUCAUCAACCAAUACAUUGCCUUCUACUUCAACCCAACAACAGGAGACAUCAUUAAUACUACAGUCAUCAAAUCCUACUACAAUGACACAGCCCUCAACAACUGUAGAAGUCACAACUCCUACUGAACCGAUAACUUCUACAACAGUAAAUGAAACAUCACAAUCUAUUGAAGGCACAAAAAUGUCCUCAAUACCACCUUCACUUUCUUCACAAUCUGAAGGAUCAACAAUAUUAUCACAAACAUCAAGUCCUGUCGAUAUAUUUUACCCUUCAACCAGUGCACAUCAAAGUACGAUGGCAUCAACACUGGAACAAUCAUCACCAAAAACUACACAAACCAUAGACUUGACCUCCAGUGAUUUAUCUGAGAAAGAGUCAUCAACCAUACCAGAAUUCUCACAUUUUACCUCUACGAGACAAGUGUCAACAGUAACAGAGAAGAUAUCUACAUCUUCUUUACAAAGAUCAUCCACAGUAGGAACUUCAGGCGCUUCUCAAGAAACGGAGAAGAUAUCACCUACAGCUUCUACAACUAUUCAUAAAUCUAAUUUAUCAACAACAAAAGACAUGUCAACAAGUGUAACAGAGACUGUACAAUCACCAAGAUCAGAAACGACCACAGAACCUACAACUCCAAGAGAUUUGUUGUCAACGAAUAUAUUGCCUUCUACUUCAACCCAACAACAGGAGACAUCCUCAAUACUAAAGUCUUCACACCCUACUACAAUGACACAGCGCUCAACAACUGUAGAAGUCUCAACUCCUACUGAACCACUAACAUCCACAUCAGUAACCGAAACAUCACAAUCUACUGAAGGCACAAAAAUGUCAUCAAUACAACCUUCACCUUCUUCACAAUCUUUAGAAUUAUCCACAUCAUCAAAAACAUCUAGUCCUGUUAAUACAUCUCACCCUUCAACAAGUGCACAUCAAAGUAUCAUGGCAUCAAAAGUAGAACAAUCAUCACCAACAAAACAAUCCAUAGACUUGACCUCCAGUGUUUUAUCAGAGACAGGAUCAUCAACCAUGCCAGAAUCCUCAUAUUUAACCAUUACUAGACAAGUGUCAACAGUAACAGAGGAUAUAGCUACAUCUUCUUUACCAAGAUCAUCUACACUAGGAACUUCAGGCGCUUCCCAAGGAACCGAGGAGAUAACACCGACAGCUACUACAACUAUUAAUACAUCUUAUUUAUCAAUAUUGAAAGACAUGUCAACAAGUGUAACAGAGACUGUACAAUCACCAACAUCAGAACCUACAACUCCAAGAGAUUUGUCAUCAACCAAUACAUUGCCUUCUACUUCAACCCAACAACAGGAGACACCAUCAAUACUACAAUCAUCACACCCUACUACAAUGACACAGCCCUCAACAACUGUAGAAGUCACAACUCCUACUGAACCGAUAACAUCUACCUCAACCCAACAACAGGAGACAUCAUCAAUACUACAGUCAUCACACCCUACUACAAUGACACAGCCCUCAACAACUGUAGAAGUCACAACUCCUACUGAACCAUUAAUAUCUACCUCAGUAACUGAAACAUCACAAUCUACUAAAGGCACAAAAAUGUCAUCAAUACCACCUUCACUUUCUUCACAAUCUGAAGGAUCAACAACAUUAUCACAAACAUCAAGUCCUGACAAUAUAUUUUACCCUUCAACCAGUGCACAUCAAAGUAUGAUGGCAUCAACAGUAGAUCAAUCACCAACAACAACACAAUCCAUAGAAUUGACCUCCAGUGUUUUGUCUGAGAAAGAGUCAUCAAACAUUCCAGAAUCCUCACAUUUCACCUCUACUACACAGGUCUCAACAGAGGAGAAAUCUACAAGUUCUUUACCAAGAUCUUCCACACUAGGAACUUCAGGCGCUUCCCAAAGAACCGAGGAGAUAUCACCUACAGCUACUACAACUAUUCAUACAUCACAUUUAUCAACAACAAAAGACAUGUCAACAAGUGUAACAGAGACUGUACAAUCACCAACAUCAGAACAGUCCACAGAACCUACAACUCCAAGAGAUUUGUCAUCAACCAAUACAUUGCCUUCUACCUCAAUCCAACAACAGGAGACAUCAUCGAUACUACAAUCAUCACACCCUACUACAAUGACACAGCGCUCAACAACUGUAGAAGUCUCAACUCCUACUGAACCAAUAACAUCUACAUCAAUAACUGAAACAUCACAAUCUACUGAAGGCAUAAAAAUGUCCUCAAUACCACCUUCACUUUCUUCAGAAUCUGAAGGAUCAUCCACAUUAUCACAAACAUCAAGUUCUGCUGACACAUUUCAGUCCUCAACCAGUGCACAUAAAACUACGAUGGCAUCAAUAGUAGAACAAUCAUCACCAACAACCACACAAUCUAUAGACUUGACCUCCAGUGUUUUGUCUAAGUCAGAGUCAUCAACCAUACCAGAAUUCUCACAUUUCACCUCUACUAGACAAGUGUCAAUAGUAACAGAGGAGAUAUCUACAUCUUCUUUACCAAUAUUGUCCACAAUAGAGACUUCAGGCAGUUCCCAAGGAACCGAGGAGAUAUCACCUACAGCUUCUACAACUAUUCAUACAUCUCAUUUAUCAACCACAAAAUACAUGUCAACAAGUGUAACAGAGACUGUACAAUCACCAACAUCAGAAACGGCCAAAGAACCUACAACUCCAAGAGAUUUGUCAUCAACCAAUACAUUGCCUUCUACUUCAACCCAACAACAGGAGACAUCAUUAAUACUACAGUCAUCCCACCGUACUACAAUGACACAGUCCUCAACAACUGUAGAAGUCACAACUCCUACUGAAUCGAUAACAUCUACCUCAGUAAAUGAAACAUCACAAUCUACUGAAGGCACAAAAAUGUCCUCAAUACCACCAUCACCUUCUUCACAAUUUUUAGGAUCAUCUACAUCAUCAAAAACAUCUAGUCCUGUUAAUACAUCUCACCCUUCAACCAGUGCACAUCAAAGUAUCAUGGCAUCAACAGUAGAACAAUCAUCACCAACAACACAAUCCAUAGACUUGACCUCCAGUGUUUUAUCUGAGACAGAGUCCUCAACCAUGCCAGAAUCCUCAUAUUUAUCCAUUACUAGAAAAGUGUCAACAGUAACAGAGGAGAUAUCUACAUCUUUUUUACCAAGAUCAUCUACACUAGGAACUUCAGGCGCUUCCCAAGGAACCGAGGAGAUAACACCGACAGCUACUACAACUAUUAAUACAUCUUAUUUAUCAACAUUGAAAGACAUGUCAACAAGUGUAACAGAGACUGUACAAUCAACAACAUCAGAACCUACAACUCCAAGAGAUUUGUCAUCAACCAAUACAUUGCCUUCUACUUCAACCCAACAACAGGAGACACCAUCAAUACUACAAUCAUCACACCCUACUACAAUGACACAGCCCUCAACAACUGUAGAAGUCACAACUCCUACUGAACCAUUAACAUCUAUCUCAGUAACUGAAACAUCCCAAUCUACUAAAGGCACAAAAAUGUCCUCAAUACCACCAUCACCUUCUUCACAAUCUGAAGGAUCAACAAUAUUAUCACAAACAUCAAGUCCUGUCGAUAUAUUUAACCCUUCAACCAGAGCACAUCUAAGUACGAUGGCAUUAACACUGGAACAAUCAUCACCAACAACAACACAAUCCAUAGACUUGAUCUCCAGUGUUUUGUCUGAGACAGAAUUAUCAACCAUACUAGAAUCCUCACAUUCCACCUCUACUAGACAAGUGUCAACAGAGGAGAUAUCUACAACUUCUUUACCAAGAUCUUCCACAAUAGGAACUUCAGGUGCUUCCCAAGGAACCGAGGAGAUAUCACCUACAGCUUCUACAACUAUUCAUACAUCUCAUUUAUCAACAACAAAAGACAUGUCAACAAGUGUAACAGAGACUGUACAAUCUCCAACAUCAAAUCAGUCACCAGAAUCUACAACACUAAGAGCUUUGUCAUUAACCAAUACAUUGCCUUCUACUUCAACCCAACAACAGGAGACAUCAUCAAUACUACAGUCAUCACACCCAACUACAAUGACACAGCCCUCAACAACUGUAGAAGUCUCAACUCCUACUGAACCAUUAAGCUCUACAUCAAUAACUAAAACAUCACAAUCUACUGAAAGCACAAAAAUGUCCUCAAUACCACCUUCACCUUCUUCAGAAUCUGUAGGAUCAUCUACAUUUUCACAAACAUCAAGUCCUGCCGAUACAUCUCACCCUUCAACCAGUGUAUAUCAAACUACAAUGGCAUCAACAGUAGAACAAUCAUCACCAACAACACAAUCCAAAGACUUGACUUCCAGUGUUUUAUCUGAGAAAGAGUCAUCAACCAAACCAGAAUCCUCCCAUUUCACCUCUACCAGACAAGUGUCAACAGUAACAGAGGAGAUAUCUACAUCUUCUUUACCAAGAUCAUCCACAAUAGGAACUUCUAGCACUUCCCAAGGAACUGAGGAGAUAUCAUCUACAGCUUCUACAACUAAUCAUACAUCUCAUUUAUCAAUAACAAAAGACAUGCCAACAAGUGCAACAGAGACUGUACAAUCAUCAAGAUCAGAAACGACCACAAAACCUACAACUCCAAGAGAUUUGUCGUCAACGAAUACAUUGCCUUCUACUUCAACCCAACAACAGGAGACAUCCUCAAUACUACAGUCUUCACACCCUACUACAAUGACACAGCGCUCAACAACUGUAGAAGUCUCAACUAAUAUUGAACCACUAACAUCUACAUCAGUAACCGAAACAUCCCAAUCUACUGAAGGCACAAAAAUGUCCUCAAUACAACCUUCACCUUCUUCACAAUCUUUAGGAUCAUCCAUAUCAUCAAAAACAUCAAGUCCUGUUAAUACAUCUCACCCUUCAACCAGUGCACAUCAAAGUAUCAUGGCAUCAAAAGUAGAAAAAUCAUCACCAACAACACAAUCCAUAGACUUGACCUCCAGUGUUUUAUCUGAGACAGAGUCAUCAACCAUGCCAGAAUCCUCAUAUUUAACCAUUACUAGACAAGUGUCAACAGUAACAGAGGAGAUAUCUACAUCUUCUUUCCCAAGAUCAUCUACACUAGGAACUUCAGGCGCUUUCCAAGGAACCGAGGAGAUAACACAGACAGCUACUACAACUAGUAAUACAUCUUAUUUAUCAACAUUGAAAGACAUGUCAACAAGUGUAACAGAGACUGUACAAUCAACAACAUCAGAACCUACAACUCCAAGAGAUUUGUCAUCAACCAAUACAUUGCCUUCUACUUCAACCCAACAACAGGAGACAUCAUCAAUACUACAAUCAUCACACCCUACUACAAUGACACAGCCCUCAACAACUGUAGAAGUCACAACUCCUACUGAACCAUUAACAUCUACCUCAGUAACUGAAACAUCACAAUCUACUGAAGGCACAAAAAUUUCCUCAAUACCACCAUCACCUUCUUCACAAUCUGAAGGAUCAACAAUAUUAUCACAAACAUCAAGUCCUGACGAUAUAUUUUACCCUUCAACCAGUGCACAUCAAAGUAUGAUGGCAUCAACAGUAGAACAAUCACCAACAACACAAUCCAUAGAAUUGACCUCCAGUGUUUUGUCUGAGAAAGAGUCAUCAACCAUACCAGAAUCCUCACAUUUCACCUCUACUACACAAGUCUCAACAGAGGAGAAAUCUGCAAGUUCUUUACCAAGAUCUUCCACAAUAGGAACUUCAGGCGCUUCCCAAGGAACCGAGGAGAUAUCACCUACAGCUACUACAACUAUUCAUACAUCUCAUUUAUCAACAACAAAAGACUUGUCAACAAGUGUAACAGAGACUGUACAAUCACCAACAUCAGAACAGUCCACAGAACCUACAACUCCAAGAGAUUUGUCAUCAACCAAUACAUUGCCUUCUACCUCAAUCCAACAACAGGAGACAUCAUCGAUACUACAAUCAUCACACCCUACUACAAUGACACAGCCCUCAACAUCUGUAGAAGUCUCAAAUCCUACUGAACCAAUAACAUCUACAUCAAUGACUGAAACAUCACAAUCUACUGAAGGCAUAAAAAUGUCCUCAAUACCACCUUCACUUUCUUCAGAAUCUGAAGGAUCAUCCACAUUAUCACAAACAUCAAGUUCUGCCGACACAUUUCAGUCUUCAACCAGUGCACAUAAAACUACGAUGGCAUCAACAGUAGAACAAUCAUCACCAACAACCACACAAUCCAUAGACUUGACCUCCAGUGUUUUGUCUAAGUCAGAGUCAUCAACCAUACCAGAAUCCUCACAUGUCACCUCUACUAGACAAGUGUCAAUAGUAACAGAGGAGAUAUCUACAUCUUCUUUACCAAUAUUGUCCACAAUAGAGACUUCAGGCAGUUCCCAAGGAACCGAGGAGAUAUCUCCUACAGCUUCUACAACUAUUCACACAUCUCAUUUAUCAACCACAAAAUACAUGUCAACAAGUGUAACAGAGACUGUACAAUCACCAACAUCAAAAACGGCCACAAAACCUACAACUCCAAGAGAUUUGUCAUCAACCAAUACAUUGCCUUCUACUUCAACCCAACAACAGGAGACAUCAUCAAUACUACAGUCAUCCCACCCUACUACAAUGACACAGCCCUCAACAACUGUAGAAGUCACAACUCCUACUGAACCGAUAACAUCUUCCUCAGUAACUGAAACAUCACAAUCUACUGAAGGCACAAAAAUGUCCUCAAUACCACCUUCACCUUCAUCACAAUCUGAAGGAUCAUCCAUAUUAUCACAAACAUCAAGUCCUGUCGAUAUAUUUAACCCUUCAACCAGAGCACAUCUAAGUAUGAUGGCAUCAACAGUACAACAAUCAUCACCAACAACACAAUUCAUAGACUUGACUUCCAGUGUUUUAUCUGAGAAAGAGUCAUCAAACAUACCAGAAUCCUCACAUUUCACCUCUACCAGACAAGUGUCAACAGUAACAAAGGAGAUAUCUACAUCUUCUUUACCAAGAUCUUCCACAGUAGGAACUUCAGGUGCUUCCCAAGGAACUGAGGAGAUAUCACCUACAGCUUCUUCAACUAUUCAUACAUCUCAUUUAUCAACAACAAAAGACAUGUCAACAAGUGUAACAGAGACUGUACAAUCUCCAACAUCAAAUCAGUCCACAGAACCUACAACACUAAGAGAUUUGUCAUUAACCAAUACAUUGCCUUCUAUUUCAACCCAAAAACAGGAGACAUCAUCAAUACUACAGUCAUCACACCCUACUACAAUGACACAGCCCUCAACAACUGUAGAAGUCUCAACUCCUACUGAACCAUUAAGAUCUACAUCAAUAACUAAAACACCACAAUCUACUGAAAGCACAAAAAUGUCCUCAAUACCACCUUCACCUUCUUCACAAUCUGAAGGAUCAUCCAUAUUAUCACAAACAUCAAGUCCUAUCGAUAUAUUUAACCCUUCAACCAGAGCACAUCUAAGUACGAUGGCAUCAACAGUAGAACAAUCAUCACCAACAACAACACAAUCCCUAGACUUGAUCUCCAGUGUUUUGUCUGAGACAGAAUUAUCAACCAUACUAGAAUCCUCAUAUUUCACCUCUACUAGACAAGUGUCAACAGAGGAGACAUCUACAACUUCUUUACCAAGAUCUUCCACAAUAGGAACUUCAGGUGCUUCCCAAGGAACCGAGGAGAUAUCACCUACAGCUUCUACAACUAUUCAUACAUCUCAUUUAUCAACAACAAAAGACAUGUCAACAAGUGUAACAGAGACUGUACAAUCACCAACAUCAGAAAUGGCCACAGAACCUACAACUCCAAGAGAUUUGUCAUCAACCAAUGCAUUGCCUUCUACCUCAACCCAACAACAGGAGACAUCAUCAAUACUACAGUCAUCACACCCUACUACAAUGACACAGCCCUCAACAACUGUAGAAGUCUCUACUCCUACUGAACCAAUAAAAUCUACUUCAGUAACUGAAACAACACAAUCUACUGAAGGCACAAAAAUGUCAUCAAUACGACCUUCACUUUCUUCAGAAUCUGUAGGAUCAUCCACAUUAUCACAAACAUCAAGUCCCGUCGAUACAUCUCACUCUUCAACCAGUGCACAUCAAACUAUGAUGGCAUCAACAGUAGAACAAUCAUCACCAACAAUACAAUCCAUAGACUUGAUCUCCAGUGUUUUGUCUGAGACAGAAUUAUCAACCAUACUAGAAUCCUCACAUUUCACCUCUACUAGACAAAUGUCAACAGAGGAGACAUCUACAACUUCUUUACCAAGAUCUUCCACAAUAGGAACUUCAGGUGCUUCCCAAGGAACCGAGGAGAUAUCACCUACAGCUUCUACAACUAUUCAUACAUCUCAUUUAUCAACAACAAAAGACAUGUCAACAAGUGUAACAGAGACUGUACAAUCACCAACAUCAGAAACGGCCACAGAACCUACAACACUAAGAGAUUUGUCAUUAACCAAUACAUUGCCUUCUACUUCAACCCAACAACAGGAGACAUCAUCAAUACCACAGUUAUCACACCCUACUACAAUGACACAGCCCUCAACAACUGUAGAAGUCACAACUCCUACUGAACCAUUAAGAUCUACAUCAAUAACUAAAACAUCACAAUCUACUAAAGGCACAAAAAUGUCAUCAAUACCACCUUCACUUUCUUCACAAUCUGAAGGAUCAACAACAUUAUCACAAACAUCAAGUCCUGACAAUAUAUUUUACCCUUCAACCAGUGCACAUCAAAGUACGAUGGCAUCAACAGUAGAUCAAUCACCAACAACAACACAAUCCAUAGAAUUGACCUCCAGUGUUUUGUCUGAGAAAGAGUCAUCAACCAUGCCAGAAUCCUCACAUUUCACCUCUACUACACAGGUCUCAACAGAGGAGAAAUCUACAAGUUCUUUACCAAGAUCUUCCACACUAGGAACUUCAGGCGCUUCCCAAAGAACCGAGGAGAUAUCACCUACAGCUACUACAACUAUUCAUACAUCACAUUUAUCAACAACAAAAGACAUGUCAACAAGUGUAACAGAGACUGUACAAUCACCAACAUCAGAACAGUCCACAGAACCUACAACUCCAAGAGAUUUGUCAUCAACCAAUACAUUGCCUUCUACCUCAAUCCAACAACAGGAGACAUCAUCGAUACUACAAUCAUCACACCCUACUACAAUGACACAGCGCUCAACAACUGUAGAAGUCUCAACUCCUACUGAACCAAUAACAUCUACAUCAAUAACUGAAACAUCACAAUCUACUGAAGGCAUAAAAAUGUCCUCAAUACCACCUUCACUUUCUUCAGAAUCUGAAGGAUCAUCCACAUUAUCACAAACAUCAAGUUCUGCUGACACAUUUCAGUCCUCAACCAGUGCACAUAAAACUACGAUGGCAUCAACAGUAGAACAAUCAUCACCAACAACCACACAAUCUAUAGACUUGACCUCCAGUGUUUUAUCUAAGUCAGAGUCAUCAACCAUACCAGAAUUCUCACAUUUCACCUCUACUAGACAAGUGUCAAUAGUAACAGAGGAGAUAUCUACAUCUUCUUUACCAAUAUUGUCCACAAUAGAGACUUCAGGCAGUUCCCAAGGAACCGAGGAGAUAUCACCUACAGCUUCUACAACUAUUCAUACAUCUCAUUUAUCAACAACAAAAGACAUGUCAACAAGUGUAACAGAGACUGUACAAUCUCCAACAUCAAAUCAGUCACCAGAAUCUACAACACUAAGAGCUUUGUCAUUAACCAAUACAUUGCCUUCUACUUCAACCCAACAACAGGAGACAUCAUCAAUACUACAGUCAUCACACCCUACUACAAUGACACAGCCCUCAACAACUGUAGAAGUCUCAACUCCUACUGAACCAUUAAGCUCUACAUCAAUAACUAAAACAUCACAAUCUACUGAAAGUACAAAAAUGUCCUCAAUACCACCUUCACCUUCUUCAGAAUCUGUAGGAUCAUCUACAUUUUCACAAACAUCAAGUCCUGCCGAUACAUCUCACCCUUCAACCAGUGUAUAUCAAACUACAAUGGCAUCAACAGUAGAACAAUCAUCACCAACAACACAAUCCAAAGACUUGACUUCCAGUGUUUUAUCUGAGAAAGAGUCAUCAACCAUACCAGAAUCCUCUCAUUUCACCUCUACCAGACAAGUGUCAACAGUAACAGAGGAGAUAUCUACAUCUUCUUUACCAAGAUCAUCCACAAUAGGAACUUCUAGCACUUCCCAAGGAACUGAGGAGAUAUCAUCUACAGCUUCUACAACUAAUCAUACAUCUCAUUUAUCAAUAACAAAAGACAUGCCAACAAGUGCAACAGAGACUGUACAAUCAUCAAGAUCAAAAACGACCACAAAACCUACAACUCUAAGAGAUUUGUCGUCAACGAAUACAUUGCCUUCUACUUCAACCCAACAACAGGAGACAUCCUCAAUACUACAGUCUUCACACCCUACUACAAUGACACAGCGCUCAACAACUGUAGAAGUCUCAACUAAUAUUGAACCACUAACAUCUACAUCAGUAACCGAAACAUCCCAAUCUACUGAAGGCACAAAAAUGUCCUCAAUACAACCUUCACCUUCUUCACAAUCUUUAGGAUCAUCCAUAUCAUCAAAAACAUCAAGUCCUGUUAAUACAUCUCACCCUUCAACCAGUGCACAUCAAAGUAUCAUGGCAUCAAAAGUAGAACAAUCAUCACCAACAACACAAUCCAUAGACUUGACCUCCAGUGUUUUAUCUGAGACAGAGUCAUCAACCAUGCCAGAAUCCUCAUAUUUAACCAUUACUAGACAAGUGUCAACAGUAACAGAGGAGAUAUCUACAUCUUUUUUCCCAAGAUCAUCUACACUAGGAACUUCAGGCGCUUUCCAAGGAACCGAGGAGAUAACACAGACAGCUACUACAACUAGUAAUACAUCUUAUUUAUCAACAUUGAAAGACAUGUCAACAAGUGUAACAGAGACUGUACAAUCAACAACAUCAGAACCUACAACUCCAAGAGAUUUGUCAUCAACCAAUACAUUGCCUUCUACUUCAACCCAACAACAGGAGACAUCAUCAAUACUACAAUCAUCACACCCUACUACAAUGACACAGCCCUCAACAACUGUAGAAGUCACAACUCCUACUGAACCAUUAACAUCUACCUCAGUAACUGAAACAUCACAAUCUACUGAAGGCACAAAAAUUUCCUCAAUACCACCAUCACCUUCUUCACAAUCUGAAGGAUCAACAAUAUUAUCACAAACAUCAAGUCCUGACGAUAUAUUUUACCCUUCAACCAGUGCACAUCAAAGUAUGAUGGCAUCAACAGUAGAACAAUCACCAACAACACAAUCCAUAGAAUUGACCUCCAGUGUUUUGUCUGAGAAAGAGUCAUCAACCAUACCAGAAUCCUCACAUUUCACCUCUACUACACAAGUCUCAACAGAGGAGAAAUCUGCAAGUUCUUUACCAAGAUCUUCCACAAUAGGAACUUCAGGCGCUUCCCAAGGAACCGAGGAGAUAUCACCUACAGCUACUACAACUAUUCAUACAUCUCAUUUAUCAACAACAAAAGACUUGUCAACAAGUGUAACAGAGACUGUACAAUCACCAACAUCAGAACAGUCCACAGAACCUACAACUCCAAGAGAUUUGUCAUCAACCAAUACAUUGCCUUCUACCUCAAUCCAACAACAGGAGACAUCAUCGAUACUACAAUCAUCACACCCUACUACAAUGACACAGCCCUCAACAUCUGUAGAAGUCUCAAAUCCUACUGAACCAAUAACAUCUACAUCAAUGACUGAAACAUCACAAUCUACUGAAGGCAUAAAAAUGUCCUCAAUACCACCUUCACUUUCUUCAGAAUCUGAAGGAUCAUCCACAUUAUCACAAACAUCAAGUUCUGCCGACACAUUUCAGUCUUCAACCAGUGCACAUAAAACUACGAUGGCAUCAACAGUAGAACAAUCAUCACCAACAACAACACAAUCCAUAGACUUGACCUCCAGUGUUUUGUCUAAGUCAGAGUCAUCAACCAUACCAGAAUCCUCACAUGUCACCUCUACUAGACAAGUGUCAAUAGUAACAGAGGAGAUAUCUACAUCUUCUUUACCAAUAUUGUCCACAAUAGAGACUUCAGGCAGUUCCCAAGGAACCGAGGAGAUAUCUCCUACAGCUUCUACAACUAUUCACACAUCUCAUUUAUCAACCACAAAAUACAUGUCAACAAGUGUAACAGAGACUGUACAAUCACCAACAUCAAAAACGGCCACAAAACCUACAACUCCAAGAGAUUUGUCAUCAACCAAUACAUUGCCUUCUACUUCAACCCAACAACAGGAGACAUCAUCAAUACUACAGUCAUCCCACCCUACUACAAUGACACAGCCCUCAACAACUGUAGAAGUCACAACUCCUACUGAACCGAUAACAUCUUCCUCAGUAACUGAAACAUCACAAUCUACUGAAGGCACAAAAAUGUCCUCAAUACCACCUUCACCUUCAUCACAAUCUGAAGGAUCAUCCAUAUUAUCACAAACAUCAAGUCCUGUCGAUAUAUUUAACCCUUCAACCAGAGCACAUCUAAGUAUGAUGGCAUCAACAGUACAACAAUCAUCACCAACAACACAAUCCAUAGACUUGACUUCCAGUGUUUUAUCUGAGAAAGAGUCAUCAAACAUACCAGAAUCCUCACAUUUCACCUCUACCAGACAAGUGUCAAUAGUAACAGAGGAGAUAUCUACAUCUUCUUUACCAAGAUCUUCCACAGUAGGAACUUCAGGUGCUUCCCAAGGAACUGAGGAGAUAUCACCUACAGCUUCUUCAACUAUUCAUACAUCUCAUUUAUCAACAACAAAAGACAUGUCAACAAGUGUAACAGAGACUGUACAAUCUCCAACAUCAAAUCAGUCCACAGAACCUACAACACUAAGAGAUUUGUCAUUAACCAAUACAUUGCCUUCUAUUUCAACCCAAAAACAGGAGACAUCAUCAAUACUACAGUCAUCACACCCUACUACAAUGACACAGCCCUCAACAACUGUAGAAGUCUCAACUCCUACUGAACCAUUAAGAUCUACAUCAAUAACUAAAACACCACAAUCUACUGAAAGCACAAAAAUGUCCUCAAUACCACCUUCACCUUCUUCACAAUCUGAAGGAUCAUCCAUAUUAUCACAAACAUCAAGUCCUAUCGAUAUAUUUAACCCUUCAACUAGAGCACAUCUAAGUACGAUGGCAUCAACAGUAGAACAAUCAUCACCAACAACAACACAAUCCCUAGACUUGAUCUCCAGUGUUUUGUCUGAGACAGAAUUAUCAACCAUACCAGAAUCCUCACAUUUCACCUCUACUAGACAAGUCUCAACAGAGGAGACAUCUACAACUUCUUUACCAAGAUCUUCCACAAUAGGAACUUCAGGUGCUUCCCAAGGAACCGAGGAGAUAUCACCUACAGCUUCUACAACUAUUCUUUCAUCUCAUUUAUCAACAACAAAAGACAUGUCAACAAGUGUAACAGAGACUGUACAAUCACCAACAUCAGAACAGUCCACAGAACCUACAACUCCAAGAGAUUUGUCUUCAACCAAUACAUUGCCUUCUACCUCAACCCAACAACAGGAGACAUCAUCGAUACUACAAUCAUCACACCCUACUACAAUGACACAGCCCUCAACAACUGUAGAAGUCUCAAAUCCUACUGAACCAAUAACAUCUACAUCAAUGACUGAAACAUCACAAUCUACUGAAGGCAUAAAAAUGUCCUCAAUACCACCUUCACUUUCUUCAGAACCUGAAGGAUCAUCCACAUUAUCACAAACAUCAAGUUCUGCCGACACAUUUCAGUCUUCAACCAGUGCACAUCAAACUAUGAUGGCAUCAAUAGUAGAACAAUCAUCACCAACAACCACACAAUUCAUAGAUUUGACCUCCAGUGUUUUGUCUAAGACAGAGUCAUUAACCAUACCAGAAUCCUCACAUUUCACCUCUACUAGACAAGUGUCAACAGUAACAGAGGAGAUAUCUACAUCUUCUUUACCAAGAUCUUCCACAGUAGGAACUUCAGGUGCUUCCCAAGGAACCGAGGAGAUAUCACCUACAGCUUCUACAACUAUUCAUACAUCUCAUUUAUCAACAACAAAAGACAUGUCAACAAGUGUAACAGAGACUGUACAUUCACCAACAUCAGAAAUGGCCACAGAACCUACAACUCCAAGAGAUUUGUCAUCAACCAAUGCAUUGCCUUCUACCUCCAUCCAACAACAGGAGACAUCAUCAAUACUACAGUCAUCACACCCUACUACAAUGACACAGCCCUCAACAACUGUAGAAGUCUCUACUCCUACUAAACCAAUAAAAUCUACUUCAGUAACUGAAACAACACAAUCUACUGAAGGCACAAAAAUGUCAUCAAUACCACCUUCACUUUCUUCAGAAUCUGAAGGAUCAUCCACAUUAUCACAAACAUCAAGUCCCGUCGAUACAUCUCACUCUUCAACCAGUGCACAUCAAACUAUGAUGGCAUCAACAGUAGAACAAUCAUCACCAACAAUACAAUCCAUAGACUUGAUCUCCAGUGUUUUGUCUGAGACAGAAUUAUCAACCAUACUAGAAUCCUCACAUUUCACCUCUACUAGACAAAUGUCAACAGAGGAGACAUCUACAACUUCUUUACCAAGAUCUUCCACAAUAGGAACUUCAGGUGCUUCCCAAGGAACUGAGGAGAUAUCACCUACAGCUUCUACAACUAUUCAUACAUCUCAUUUAUCAACAACAAAAGACAUGUCAACAAGUGUAACAGAGACUGUAAAAUCUCCAACAUCAAAUCAGUCACCAGAAUCUACAACACUAAGAGCUUUGUCAUUAACCAAUACAUUGCCUUCUACUUCAACCCAACAACAGGAGACAUCAUCAAUACCACAGUCAUCACACCCUACUACAAUGACACAGCCCUCAACAACUGUAGAAGUCACAACUCCUACUGAACCAUUAAGAUCUACAUCAAUAACUAAAACAUCACAAUCUACUGAAAGCACAAAAAUGUCCUCAAUACCACCUUCACCUUCUUCAGAAUCUAUAGGAUCAUCUACAUUUUCACAAACAUCAAGUCCUGUCGAUACAUCUCACCCUUCAAUCAGUGUACAUCAAACUACAAUGGCAUCAACAGUAGAACAAUCAUCACCAACAACACAAUCCAUAGACUUGACUUCCAGUGUUUUAUCUGAGAAAGAGUCAACAACCAUACCAGAAUCCUCACAUUUCACCUCUACCAGACAAGUGUCAACAGUAACAGAUGAGAUAUCUACAUCUUCUUUACCAAGAUCUUCCACAGUAGGAACUUCAAACGCUUCCCAAGGAACUGAGGAGAUAUCACCUACAGCUACUACAACUAUUAAUACAUCUUAUUUAUCAACAAAGGAAGACAUGUCAACAAGUGUAACAGAGACUGUACAAUCACCAACAUCAGAACCUACAACGCCAAGAGAUUUGUCAUCAAACAAUGCAUUGCCUUCUACUUCAACCCAACAACAGGAGACACCAUCAAUACUACAGUCAUCACACCCUACUACAAUGACACAGCCCUCAACAACUGUAGAAGUCUCAACUCCUACUGAACCAUUAACAUCUACAUCAGUAACUAAAACAUCACAAUCUACUGAAGGCACAAAAAUGUCUUCAAUACCACCUUCCCCUUUUUCAGAAUCUGUAGGAUCAUCCACAUUAUCACAAACAUCAAGUUCUGCCUACACAUUUCAGUCUUCAACCAGUGCACAUCAAACUACGAUGGCAUCAACAGUAGAACAAUCAUCACCAACAACACAAUCCAUAGACUUGAUCUCCAGUGUUUUGUCUGAGACAGAAUCAUCAACCAUACUAGAAUCCUUACAUUUCACCUCUACUAGACUGUUGUCAAGAGUAACAGAGGAGAUAUCUACAUCUUCUUUACCAAGAUCAUCUACACUGGGAACUUCAGGCUCUUCCCAAGGAACCGAGGAGACAACACCUACAGCUACUUCAACUAUUAAUACAUCUUAUUUAUCAACAUUGAAAGACAUGUCAACAAGUGUAACAGAGACUGUGCAAUCACCAACAUCAGAACCUACAACUCAAAGAGAUUUGUCAUCAACCAGUACAAUGCCUUCUACUUCAACCCAACAACAGGAGCCAUCAACGAUACUACAGUCGUCACACCCUACUACAAUGACACAGCCCUCAACAAAUGUAGAAGUCUCAACUCCUACUGAACCAUUAACAUCUACAUCAGUAACUAAAACAUCACAAUUUACUAAAGGCACAAAAAUGCCCUCAUUUCCACCUUCACCUUCUUCACAAUCUGAAGGAUCAACAAUAUUAUCACAAACAUCAAGUCCUGACGAUAUAUUUUACCCUUCAACCAGUGCACAUCAAAGUACGAUGGCAUCAACAGUAGAUCAAUCACCAACAACAACACAAUCCAUAGAAUUGACCUCCAGUGUUUUGUCUGAGAAAGAGUCAUCAACCAUACCAGAAUCCUCACAUUUCACCUCUACUAGACAAAUCUCAACAGAGGAGAAAUCUACAAGUUCUUUACCAAGAUCUUCCACAAUAGGAACUUCAGGUGCUUCCCAAGGAACCGAGGAGAUAUCACCUACAGCUUCUACAACUAUUCUUUCAUCUCAUUUAUCAACAACAAAAGACAUGUCAACAAGUGUAACAGAGACUGUACAAUCACCAACAUCAGAACAGUCCACAGAACCUACAACUCCAAGAGAUUUGUCUUCAACCAAUACAUUGCCUUCUACCUCAAUCCAACAACAGGAGACAUCAUCGAUACUACAAUCAUCACACCCUACUACAAUGACACAGCCCUCAACAACUGUAGAAGUCUCAAAUCCUACUGAACCAAUAACAUCUACAUCAAUGACUGAAACAUCACAAUCUACUGAAGGCACAAAAAUGUCCUCAAUACCACUUUCUUCAGAACCUGAAGGAUCAUCCACAUUAUCACAAACAUCAAGUUCUGCCGACACAUUUCAGUCUUCAACCAGUGCACAUCAAACUAUGAUGGCAUCAAUAGUAGAACAAUCAUCACCAACAACCACACAAUUCAUAGAUUUGACCUCCAGUGUUUUGUCUAAGACAGAGUCAUUAACCAUACCAGAAUCCUCACAUUUCACCUCUACUAGACAAGUGUCAACAGUAACAGAGGAGAUAUCUACAUCUUCUUUACCAAUAUUGUCCACAAUAGAGACUUCAGGUGCUUUCCAAGGAACUGAGGAGAUAUCACCUACAGCUUCUACAACUAUUCAUACAUCUCAUUUAUCAACAACAAAAGACAUGUCAACAAGUGUAACAGAGACUGUACAUUCACCAACAUCAGAAACGACCAAAGAACCUACGACUCCAAGAGAUUUGUCAUCAACCAAUAUAUUGCCUUCUACCUCCAUCCAACAACAGGAGACAUCAUCGAUACUACAAUCAUCACACCCUACUACAAUGACACAGCCCUCAACAACUGUAGAAGUCCCAACUCUUUCUAGUGUAUUUCAAACUACAGCAGCAUCCACUAUAACUCAGUCAUUCUUAACAAGUAAAUCUAUAAAAUCUACAACAGUAGUGCAUGAGUCACAGAUGUCAAGUUUUCCACAUGUAACAUUGUCUUCAAGUGCCACUCUCUCCACCGAAGCAGUUACUACGAAAACGUAUACAACCGUGACACCAUCAGCGAUCGACACUACACAGCCGUGUCCACAAUACAGAUAUGGAAACAACUGUGAAAAUGGAAUUAAUCAUGUGGAUAUAAUGAUCGAUGAAAGUAGGGCUCCUGCUAAGAGGAUUAAUGUUAUCGCCUCAUUGAACAGAACAUUUACGGCAGAGCUUACGAAUACCAGUUCAGCAGAAUACGAGAACCUGUCUCGGGAGAUAAAACAGGUAAUAAGAUUUAUAUAACGGGAGUGAUAUGAUGUGACUGUACAAACUUAUUGCCAGUUC